AUGAGUAGCUACGAUCCAGUCGCUAUCAUCGGUCUGUCAUGUCGCUUCCCAGGUGGUGCCACAUCACCAGAGACGUUCUGGGACCUGCUGGUGUCAAAACGAGACUCUUAUUGUCUUCCGCCCAACAGAUGGAAUCCCGAUGGCUUCUUCCAUCCAGGGAAAGACAAACUACAUACAUUUUCAAAUAAAGGCGCGCACUUCUUAACCGAAGACAUCAUGGCUUUUGAUGCUGCCUUUUUCAAUAUCAGCCAAGCCGAAGCCACGGCGCUGGAUCCACAACAGCGCAUGACACUAGAGUUGGCGUACGAAGCCUUUGAGAGUGCAGGCAUUCCCAUAGAAGCGGUCGCUGGCACAAAGACAGGUUGCUUCAUGGGCUCCGCAACGUCUGAUUACCGCGAUACAAUCAACAGAGAUCCCGAUGCCAACCCGCGGUACUCGUUACUCGGCGUCAUCAACGAGAUGAUUGCCAAUCGGACUUCUUGGUUCUACAACCUAAAGGGGCCAAGCAUGACGAUACAAACUGCCUGUUCAUCCAGUCUCGUCGCGCUGCAUCUGGCGUGCAAAAGUCUGAUCAACGGCGAGUCUGAAAUGGCCAUAGCCGGCGGUGUCAACCUGAUGCUGAACCCGGACUUCUCAAUCUACCUUAAUAACAUGACCAUGAGCACAAAGGAAGGCCACUGCAAGUCCUUCGACGCUUCGGGAGACGGUUACUCCCGCGGAGAGGGCUGCGGCAUAGUUGUGCUGAAGCGGUUAGAUGAUGCCAUCCGCGAUGGCGACACUAUCCGCGCCGUCAUCCGUGGCUCGGGAGUCAAUUCAGACGGCUUUACCCAGGGUAUUACGAUGCCUAGUGCAUCAGCACAGGCGGAACUCAUCCGUGACGUCUAUCUGGCAGCCGGCCUGGAUUUGGCAGACACUCAAUAUGUUGAGGCCCAUGGUACAGGUACGAAGGUCGGAGACCCCAUCGAGUGUCGCGCCAUCUACGAGACACUCGGGAAGCGAGCAAGUCCAAAUCGCAAGCUCAUUCUCGGUAGCGUCAAGCCUAAUAUUGGCCAUCUCGAAGGUGCAGCCAGCAUGGCAGGUCUGAUAAAAGGCGUGCUGGCGCUCGAGAAAGGCGUAAUACCGCCUAAUUUAUAUUUCAAUAAGCCCAAUCCAGCCAUUCCAUUCGACAAGUGGAACCUCCAUGUUCCGACCAAGAUGACUCCUUGGCCGAGAGGAGAGACGAGACGAAUGAGUGUGAGUAGCUUUGGAGUAGGUGGUACCAACGCGCACGCCAUCGUGGAGAAUGCAAAGGAUCUGCGGAAACGUGCCACAGUCUUUGCUAACAACAACUCCAUCACGGGCUUACUGGGCAGUUCACUAGCUCCAGCGAAACCGCCGCAGAAGCAACUCUUCGUCAUCAGCAGCUACGACCAGGGAGGUGUAGCUCGGGUUGCGCAGACGCUGGUGUCUCACCUGGAUACUAUCCAAGCAACCGCUCCUCCAGAUUACGUUGCCGACCUUGCGUAUACCCUUGGUGUUAAGCGAUCCAAGCUCAACUGGAAGUACUACUGUGCUGCUUCCAGUCUAUCACAACUGCGCAACCAGCUAGCGUCACUCCAGGGGAAUGCUGCUGUUCGAUCCAACAAGACACCAUCACUCGGCUUCAUAUUCACCGGCCAGGGUGCACAGUGGGCUCGCAUGGGUAUCGAGCUGUUGGAGCGACCGGUUUUCAAAACAUCCAUGGACGAGUGCGACAUGUAUCUUGCUUCUCUCGGCUGCUCAUGGCGCGCAAUUGAUGAGCUUGGCCACAUGAGCGGAAAGUCCCGCAUCGAUGAACCUGAGGUAAGCCAGACGCUCUGCACGAUAUUGCAGAUAGCCCUAGUAGAUCUGCUCCGAUCGUAUGGCGUGACGCCCUCGCGGGUCGUUGGGCAUUCGAGCGGCGAGAUCGCUGCCGCAUACUGCAUCGGCGCCCUCAGUAAGUUCGAUGCCGUGUCUGUGGCAUAUCUCAGGGGUGUUGCAUCCGCGAGUAUGAAGAAGGUGGCUCCACAGUUCGACGGAGGCAUGAUGGCUGUUGGGGCUUCGCAACAUGACGUCGACGAAUUGAUUGCCCUGAUGGAUAACGCAGACCUCACAGUCGCCUGCGUAAAUUCUCCAUCCAACGUCACCGUCUCUGGCUCAGUUCAGCGUCUCAAACAGCUGCAGGCAACGCUGGACGAAAAAGGCAUUUUCGCGAAACGCCUUGCCAUCGACGUGGCGUACCAUUCCGAUCACAUCCAGGAAAUAUAUCCUUCCUAUGUCCAGGCCAUGGGCCACAUUCACGGAAUUCCUGCGCAUGAAGCUGGCGGGCCAGUCAUGUUUUCGAGCGUCGAGGGUGGACAGGCCGUACCCGAAUUACUUGGUGCUUUCUACUGGGGCCGCAAUCUCAUUAAUCCGGUCUAUUUCUCAGAUGCCUUGGCCGAGAUGGUUACAACGCCUGUAGAGGGCCAGCCUCCGUCGCCAUCUACGAAUGCCGUGGAUCUCUUGGUCGAGAUUGGGCCGCAUUCAGCUCUGAGCGGGCCAGUUGGGGAAGUUUUGGAGAAGAGUAACGUCAAAGGCAUUGAGUACCAGUCUGCAUUGAUCAGAGGCGUGAGUGCAAUCGAUAGCGUCCUGGAUCUGGCAGGGUGGCUCUUUGCCAGGGGUUAUCCAGUCGACAUCGGAAAAGUCAAUGGGGGCGAGUCAUUGAGAACCAUCACAGAUCUGCCGCCCUAUCCUUGGAACCACUCGCGAAGGUUUGAUGCGGGAUCUCGCAUCAACAGAGAAUUUUCGAUGAGAUCGCAACCUCAGAGGAGUCUGCUUGGUACCGCCUUCACGUCGAUUAGCGAAAGAGAGCGCAUCUGGCGCAGCCAUCUGCGCCUCGAAGAAGAAGGAUGGAUACGUGACCACAAGGUUGUGUCUGUCGUUCUGUUUCCUGGUGCUGGGCUCGUCGUCAUGGCCAUCGAGGCUGCACAGCAGAUGGCAGACGCCGGGAAGACAAUCAGAGCAUUGAAGCUGCGUGACAUCUCGUUCGGCACGGCCGUAGUCGUGAACGAGGACAAGGCCACAGAGGUCAUCAUCCACCUGCGCCCACAUCUAACAAGUACGGCCGGCUCAAGCUCAGAUUCUACUUGGCUCGAGUUCACGGUGUCAACAUCCGGCAGCGCAGACAUGCCAAUUCGAGAAAAUUGCCACGGUCUCAUUCAGAUCGACUACAAGGCAACCGAAGAUCAGCACAUGGCUCAUGAGCUGUCUUCGUUCUUGGAUGAUCAAAUUUCAAACUACAAAGCGGCAAAUGAAAUUUGUGCCCAGGAACUUGAUGUAGAAGACUUCUACCGGGAUCUAGGCAACGUGGGGUUGGAAUUUGGGCCAACCUUCCGUAACAUCAAAAAGCUGCGCCUUGGCGACGGAAAGACCGUAUUUGAACUCACCAUAGGUGACCCUGGGGAGAUAUUUAGUACCGGCCAUCCAGGACGCCAUCAUUUGAUUCACCCUACAACACUGGACUCGAUCUUCUCACCAUCCUUUAGCGCCGUUUACGAUGGGAGAACCCCACCAAAUCGACCACUCAUCCCUACUUUCAUUGAGGAGCUCACGAUAGCCUGUGAUAUCCCCGACGCAGUUGGCACCAGAAUGAAGGGUGUGGCGACGGCAAAGAUGCGCGGCUCUGGAGAGGUAUCCGCCGAUAUCAACGUCUUUGACGAGUCAGGGUCCUCUGCUUAUAUCACUUUGCGCGGAUUCCGAUGUACAACGGAAAUUUCAAAUGAGAGCCAGCCUCAAGGGCAGAGCAAUGCCACCCACUCUCUUCUAUGCUCUUAUCCGAGUUGGGAGUACGCUUACAGUCUCCUGGAACCGAGCGAGUUACAGCGCGUGGUCGAAGAUUCGGGUCCCACUUCGGACGCUAGAGUUGCCAAAAUUUGCGAGAUGCUGUUGUAUGAACAACCAGAAAGUAGAGUACUGGAGUUAUUGCCUGCCGCAGAAGACACGGAACUUUCCAUUCAAAGCAGUAUAACCUCUACUGCGAAGUUAUCACAGCCAGGCCUAGUGAAGCACGCCCUCUUUGGAUCAAAGACCGCGCCGAGCAACAAAGAAGUGCUCUGCAUUGGGGUUCCAAGUGACUCUAAGAACAGCGCCGACACGACUAAGCAAUAUGAUCUCAUCAUUGUUCCUGAGCGAUGCAAAGGCAUACCAGGUCUCCAUGGAUCUUAUCGUCAACUCAAGGCAUUGCUCUCACCCACUGGCCAGCUUAUAUGUGGCACUAAUCUGGGAACACCCCGCGUUACAGACGGCUUGACUCGUACGCUCUCAAUGGCUAAACCAAGCGGGUUUGUGGAAGUCUACUCAGCAACCCACAUAAAUGGCAUUCUUCCUGAAAGGGCUGAAGUCAUCAUCCUAGAGCCGCCUAAUCCAAGCAAUCGCGUGGCGGCAUUUACCGUGGAGUUGACUGCAGCUUUACGUUCUCACGGCGUUGAAGUUCGUAUCGAUGGUUGGGGAUCGCAAAUUCUCCAGGACGCUGCUGGAAAGCACAUAGUCAGCUUGCUUGAGCUCGAGAAUUCAUACCUGGAGAAUCUCUCAGCCAGCAACUUUGACUUGAUUAGAAGUAUUACGCUUACUUCCUCCAGCCUCAUUUGGAUCACUGGAUUCUCUGAACCUACCGCGUCUAUUGCUGCUGGGCUGCUCCGGUCCAUUCGGCGUGAGAGUGUUGGACAGCGGCUUCAGUUGCUUCAUCUCGACCCUAAAAUCUUAGAUGACCGCACCGGCGCGCACAUUACGGCACGAAUUUUUUGCUGCCACACGAAGGAGACCGAGUUCUUCGUAGAACAGGACGGAAUGGUGAAGCUCAACCGUAUUCGCCAGGAAACAAUCAUCAAUACAAAAAUUGCGUCACUCAUGAGCAAGGAGACUCACAUCCAGCCGCUCGGAGAGGUCGAGUAUCCCGUCAAGCUGGCUAUCGAGAAACCCGGUCUUUUGGACACUCUAUACUUUGAGAAGCACACUGGAUUAGCUGGCUCACUAGAGGAUGACAUGGUAGAGAUUCGUGUAGAGGCAUCGGGCAUGAAUUUCCGAGACAUAAUGAUAUCCAUGGGGAUCAUAGCUUCGACUGAGCUAGGAUACGAGGCUAGCGGUACAGUCACGGCUGUCGGCAGGGAGGUCAAGAGUGUCAAGGUUGGGGACCGUGUCUGUGCUCAUGUCGUUGGCGCCCACGCGACCUUCGCCAGGACGAAAGAUUUCAUGUGCGCAGCCAUACCCGACAGCAUAUCAUUUGAAGCUGGAGCUGCGAUGCCGGUGGUUUUCACAACAGCAUAUCACGCGCUGGUCAACAUCGCACGACUUCGACGGGGCCAGUCGAUUCUGAUCCACGCUGCUGCUGGUGGCGUUGGGCAAGCUGCUGUUCAACUAGCACAACACUUAGGGUUGACGAUAUAUGCUACGGUCGGCUCGACAGAGAAACGCAAUCUGGUCAAAACUCGCUACGGGAUCCCAGACGAACACAUCUUCUACUCCCGCGACGCGAGCUUCUCAAUGGGCGUGAAGCGCGUGACUAACGGUCGCGGUGUUGACUGCGUGCUCAACUCUUUGGCUGGUGAGUUGCUCCGCAACUCUUUCUACUGUCUCGCGCCACUGGGGAUCAUGGUAGACAUUGGCAGCCGCGACGCUCUCGACAAUAUGCGACUGGAUAUGAGGCCUUUCUCUCGCAGUGCCACCUUUGUCUCUUUCAAUUUGCUUGAUCUAGUGGAGCAGGCGCCUGAAGUUAUGGCACAAGCUACGCGCGACACCUUCGAAUUGGUUCGCCAGGGAGUGUUGCAGUCACCACACCCGCUUACGGUGUUACGGGUGAACCAGAUCCAGGAUGCAUUCCGUAUGAUGCAGAGUGGCAAGCACCUCGGAAAGCUGGUGAUCAGUUUUCAAGGCAAUCCAGGGAUUACUGUCCUACGAGACUCGCAGGACUUCCUUACGCUGAGUCCUGACUACACGUACCUUCUUGUAGGUGGUCUUGGAGGACUGGGUCGCAGUCUUGCUCGAAUGCUUGUAGGUUCGGGCGCUCGGAACCUUGCAUUCGUCUCUCGUUCUGGGGCAUCAAGUACAGACUCAUGUGCUGUUGUCGACGAGCUAGUCCAACUCGGGGCCUCAGUCAAGGCAUAUCAGGCCGAUAUCUCUGACAUGAAUGCAUUGAACCAAGUCCUUGACCGCUGCAGCGGAGAACUCCCUCCCAUUAAAGGCGUGUUCCAACUGGCUAUGCUGUUACGCGACAGCCUUUAUGAGACCAUGACACACCCACAGUGGGUCGAAGCCACUCGUCCUAAGAUUCAAGGGACAUGGAACUUGCACCAGUAUUUUGACCACACCCAUAAACUCGAUUUCUUCAUCAACUUGUCCUCCAUCUCCGGAAUCAUUGGAAACAAGGGCCAAGCCAACUACUCAGCCGGUGCCGCAUUUCAGGAUGCAAUCUCUCACCAUCGUCGCCGCCAGGGACUCAAAUGCGUGAGUCUAGAUCUUGGUAUCAUGCUCGAUGUGGGUGUUAUUGCGGAGAAUGGCUCCAAGGGCGACUUGAAACGCUGGGAGGAGGUCAUCGGCGUCCGAGAGCCGCUUUUCCACGCUCUCAUGAAGGCAGUAAUCAGCGACCAGGAGCAAAGCAAUCUUGCGUCAAGCCUUACCACACAGAUCUGUGUCGGUCUGGGUACAGCCGAGGCGUUCGAUGCCGCCGGCGUCCCCCGACCAGACUAUCUCACUGACGAUGCUCGCUUCAGUCCGCUCUUAGCGGUAGGCUCUAGCACCGGAAGUGCAUCUGCAACCCAAGGAGGAGCGCCCGCGAGCCUCAAGGCUCAACUGGCCGUCGUGACGUCCAUGAAACAGGCCGUAGACCUGAUCACGGGAGCGCUUGUGAACAAGGCUGCAGACAUUCUGCAAACUCCUAGCGUCGAGAUCGACCCCAGUCGGCCAAUCUACUUAUACGGAGUGGACUCAUUAGUUGCCAUGGAGGUGCGCAAUUGGAUCCGCCGUGAGAUUGAUGCUCAGGUCGCUAUAUUUGAUAUUUUGGAGGCAGUGCCAAUCACGCAGCUUGCGCAAAAGAUUGCGAAGCGAGCUAAUUCUAUAUCUAUCCCAGCAUAG
Messenger RNA from Exserohilum turcica Et28A, 7101 nucleotides. RefSeq lists its product as uncharacterized. The transcript has 6 exons. Gene Ontology annotation, biological process: fatty acid biosynthetic process; secondary metabolite biosynthetic process. Gene Ontology annotation, molecular function: 3-oxoacyl-[acyl-carrier-protein] synthase activity; fatty acid synthase activity; oxidoreductase activity. NCBI's taxonomy places the organism in Eukaryota, Fungi, Ascomycota, Dothideomycetes, Pleosporales, Pleosporaceae. Bases 1 to 7101 code for a protein of 2366 amino acids. The record is from RefSeq and is a predicted model, not a curated record.